Messenger RNA from Punctularia strigosozonata HHB-11173 SS5, 1105 nucleotides. RefSeq lists its product as uncharacterized. The record is from RefSeq and is a predicted model, not a curated record. The coding region runs from base 98 to 1105 and encodes 335 amino acids. The transcript is spliced from 5 exons. Lineage: Eukaryota; Fungi; Basidiomycota; Agaricomycetes; Corticiales; Punctulariaceae.
GCGUGAACGACUGUCUUCACGCUCUAGAGUCUGCCUGGGGAGACAAAAACGGCAAUGAGCUCGUACUGCACAAUCGAGAACCGUUGCAAGCUUCGAGAUGAUAUCUGCUGUUGAUGAGUCCCCGUCGACGGCCUUGAAUCGGCUCCUCGCUAUUGUCCUCGCGGCCCUCUCGACGCAUACGGUUCAAGCUCAUCAAAAGUACGAAGCUGGUGAUCCGACAUCGGAACGGGCAAUAGACGACGACGUUGGAACCUCCGCAGUGAUCUCCUCGCACCUCGUAUUCUUCCAGACGCAGGACGACACGCCCGCACACUACUUCAACUGCUCGCUUCCGACGGUCGACUGCGGACAGUACGCGCAAUGCAACCAUUCUACUGCGCGUUGUGAAUGCCCUCCUGGCUGGACCGGCGACGAAUGCUUGACACCUCAAUGCGACUCGCUCGCGGACGAACCCCAUCGUCAACCUCGAGCUCCCGGUGAAACAUGCCAAUGCAAAGCCGGCUGGGGCGGCAUAAACUGCAAUGUGUGCAACGACGACCAGGCUUGCGUCGGAUUCUCGCUCUUGUCGCAGCCCUCUCCGAACGAUUCGGAAAGUGAAGACAUGGUGUGCUACAACGGGGGCGAUUUCGUAUCCAGAAACCGCCACAUGUGUAAUAUCACGAACGAGAUGCUAAUGGGAAUCAUGAACGGACGACAGCCUCACGCCACACUCUCUUGCGACAAGAGUUCAUCGGAAUGCUCCUUCCGAUUCUGGGCCGAGGAAGUCGAAUCUUUCUACUGUGCCCUCGAUGGCUGCUCGUUCUUUAGUUCGUCCGACCCUGAAACUGACAGGACAUUCGCCUACGUCUGCGACCGCAUGAAAUGCAAGUGCAUCCCGGGCCGCUUCUUCUGCGGCGAACUGGGAAGCGUCGACAUUUCCUCGUUCUUGGACGAGGACAUCAAAGGUCCGGGCUCCUUCGCCUGCGCGACUGGCGCCGGAUGCCGAUUCGAGGAGCCCAGCCUGAACGCACUAUCCGACGCGCUGUUCGGCGACCCUUAUCUCAUGCUGCGGUGCGAGAGCGGGGAGUGUAUACGCUCCUCGUCAGCUCCAAUGGACCUCAAGUGA